Molecule: messenger RNA, 2120 nt
Organism: Lactuca sativa (garden lettuce)
Lineage: Eukaryota; Viridiplantae; Streptophyta; Magnoliopsida; Asterales; Asteraceae
Product: putative carboxylesterase 16
Molecular function (GO): hydrolase activity
Source: RefSeq, a predicted model, not a curated record
CUCACUCCCGAAUUUUAAGGCAAAAACAAACAAUCCCUAAAAAUGCCAAAAUACGACACAGCGCAAAUGUGAGUGUGCGCGCCUGGCACAUCAUUCGACCCGAUUCACCACUCUCUCUCUCUCUCUCUCUCUCUCUCUCUCUCUCUCUCUCUCUCUCUCCACAUCCGCCAUUGAAGAAGCUUUCGAUUGCUGAGAAGAUUCCUCACUCGACGAUCGGAAAUAAUCUUUAUUCGAUGUGAUAAAUCUUUUCACAUUGUUUGAUUUGUGAUGAAUGGAUCUCAAAACCCAUAGAGAGGGGGAUUAACUCUGUGCAUUUAGGGUUUGUGGAAGCAAAUAAAGAUUUAGGGGAUUGGGAUAGUGUGUGUGUGCGCGUCUGAUAGAGAGCGAGGGAGAGAAAUGCCUAGCGUUGCUGUGAAAUUAUACAGUGUGUUUUUUAAAUUGAUAUUGAAGCGACGGUUACAGAAUCGAAUCCAGAACCCUAAUUUAAACGAUGAGACGAAUAGCUCAUUUGGCGUUACGUCACGUCCUGAAGAGACGAUCGUGGCUGCAAAUCCUUUGUUUACCGACGGCGUUGCUACCAAAGACAUCCAUAUAGAUCCUUCUUCAUGUCUCUCAAUUCGUAUCUUCCUUCCUGAAACGUGUCUCGUCUUGCCAGAUUCCGAUGUUGAUAGGCUUAGGGCGAAGAGAUCGGAACUUGAAUCCAGAUCCUUUCCAAGCAAUUCGGAAAAUGGCAUUCCUCGGCGUAACAGUUACGGUUCCGCAGAUGCGUAUAGUGUUUCGGCAACUCCAAGCAAUCGGAGGAGUAGUUAUUGCAAUGGUUUUAGUACGGAUGACCUGAAUUUGAAAUCGGAGAAUGGUGUUUACAGAGGUUAUUCUCCGUUCACUCACAGAUGUCGGAAACUGCCUCUGAUGGUUCAGUUUCAUGGAGGAGGGUUUGUGGCAGGAAGCUGUGAUUCAGCGGCUAAUGACUUCUUUUGUCGGAGGAUUGCUAAAAUGUGUGAUGUGAUCGUUGUAGCUGUUGGAUACAGGCUUGCACCUGAGAAUCGAUAUCCAGCUGCCUUUGAGGAUGGGAUAAAAGUGCUCCAUUGGUUGGCGAAACAGGCAAAUUUAGCAGAAUGUGGCAAAUCCCUAGGGAGAUCACCUGAUUCCAGAAAGUCAGAUGUUCAAGGGCAUAUUGCAGAUGCAUUUGGGGCUUCUUUGGUUGAGCCUUGGCUAGCUGCGCAUGGAGAUCCAUCCAGAUGUGUUCUUCUUGGUGUGAGUUGUGGUGCAAACAUUGCUGAUUACGUGGCUCGCAAAUCAGUGGAAUCUGCUAAACAACUUGACCCAGUGAAGGUGGUGGCCCAAGUUCUGAUGUACCCUUUCUUCAUUGGAAAUACCCCUACACGUUCUGAGAUAAAACUAUCAAACUCAUAUUUUUUUGAUAAAUCCAUGAGCAUACUCGCAUGGAAACUCUUCCUCCCUGAAGAACAGUUCAACCUAGACCACCCUGCAGCCAAUCCCCUCAUACCCAACAGAGGCGGGCCCCCUCUGAAGCGAAUGCCCCCUACAUUAACAGUUGUGGCAGAACAUGAUUGGAUGAGAGAUCGGGCGAUUGCAUACGCACAGGAGUUGAAGAAGGUGAAUGUGGAUGCACCUGUUCUUGAUUACAAGGACUGUGUUCAUGAAUUUGCUACUCUUGACAUGCUUCUUAGGACACCUGAAGCACAGGCUUGUGCAGAGGACAUUGCUAUAUGGGUGAAGAAAUAUAUCUCACUUAGAGGUCAUGAGUUUUCGUAUUAGCAAAACGGACUUUUUAAGGGAGGAGGAGAUAGAUAUCAUACAUAGAGGCACGCAUGGUUUUGUUCUGUUUUUUUUUGGUAAGAUCACACGAUUUGAUUUUCGUGAGAGUAUAGAUUGAGUUAUAUGAGAUAUAAUACCUACCUACCCAUUUUGGUUCAUCCCAUCCAUGUGCUCCAUGUUGGUGGAUAGAUUUGGUUUCCCUUGUAAAACUAGUGUAACAUUUGUACCCAUGGAUUAUUAUAUCCACAUGAAUCUCUCUCAUCUUGUGUUUAUUCUUCAUGUUUCACUUCCAUUGUAUGUCUCCAGUAUUAUAUGUGAGGUCAUUUUUAUUCAUUAGUUUA